This is a messenger RNA of Meleagris gallopavo (turkey), 4056 nucleotides long. The record is from RefSeq and is a predicted model, not a curated record. Lineage: Eukaryota; Metazoa; Chordata; Aves; Galliformes; Phasianidae.
AGAUGGCAGCCCACGCUGAUCUGAGCCUUGAGCUCAGGUGCCGCUCCUGCUGUCCUGCAGGAGGUGCUGCCUUUGGGCUCAGACAAAUUGGGAUGGGACAUCCAGUUCCCAGAAGAUGAGGAACAGUUGGAUUAUUUGUACAUCUUGGAAGCCCCACUGGAUCUCCCUCCUUCGGUAGCUGCACGGACAGGGCUUUUCUCAGAGCUCUCAGCUGCCUGAGGAGCCCAAGGGAGGAGCUCCAUCCCUGAUCCAUACCAAAGAGUGCUGCAGGCAGCUGGUGGGCAGUUCUCUGGGGCAGGAUCAGUGCAGUGCUGAGGGCUUUUCUUCCUUAUGCUCUCAGAAGCUUCUCUUUCUCUUUUUGCAUUUCCUUUCUGCAGGGUUGGGAUCCAUCCUGCAUGCAGGUGGGGACCAAACGCUGUGUGCCAGGAGCAGCAAUAGCAGGGUGCAGCCUGUCCCAGACAGUGACCUCGGGCUCCUUCCUCUCCAUUCCCCUCUUUUGUUCUUCUCUUGUGACCUCUUUGGGCUGGGAAUGGCAUCUGUGCCUGGAGGGCCCAGAACAACGUGCCCCAGAUGGCACCGUAUGAACCACGAGGUUUCAGUGCAUGGGAAAGAACUUCAUCAACACACCUUCCCAGCCUUUCAGUCCUGCAGCCGUGGUCAGGAGCCUCUGAGCGUGGGUAUUUCAGCCCAGGCUGCAAACUCCAGGGCAGAUAAGGAAACCCAGCAGAGAACAGCAGCUCUGCGUGGCCCCGUUGGGGCUCUCAUUGUUUUUGUAGUUCCGUUCCAUCGUGCUGCUGCUCGCUUGCAUUUUAGUCUGCAGUGCAUUUUGGUUUUUGUUUCCUGGAGUCGGAGCUCUUCACAUUGCUACAGGGGAGCUCUGGUUUGGUUUAAGACCACAUCAAGGAGCAAAGAGUGAGCAGAAUGUGACGUGCUGGCUGCGUGUGCUCAGGUUGGGGGGGGAGCAAAGCACGGGGAGGCCCUGCUCUGAGCGUCACCCACAGCCCUUCCUGCCCCACACCCCGAUGCCUCGCUGUGCUUCUCCCCGUAGGUUUGAUGCCAUGGCAGCGUGGUGCAGUGAGGAAGGGGAAGAGCUGAAGCUGUGGGGUGUUCUUGCAGGAUGCUCCAGAGAUGGCAGCUCAGAGCCUGCAGGAAUGGAGCCCGUAACCCCCGCUGCUCAGCCUCACCCUGCUGCAGGCACUGUGCUCCAAAAUGAGCUGUGCUGUUGGAUGGGGAGCAGGGCAGCUCCUGGGCUGCCUGAAAGUGCUCUCAGACCCUCCCUCAUCCCCCCUCCCCCUGUGCAUCCUUUAGCACAAGAAGCCUUUUUUAUUAUUAUUAAUAGCUAUUGCAAGCCAGUAAAAAGUUUUAUGGGCUUUGGCUGAGCGUCAGGGCUUGCAGUGUGCUCAUUUCCUGCAGUCUGAGUGCUGGAGGGGGCUGGGUUUGCUUGGUUAACCCGCAGUAGCAGAGCUGAGGACUGACAGUAGUGCAACAGGAGCUGGAGGGGAGCAGAGGGGACUGCAGCCACUGCUCUGGGGACAAAAACCCAUCUGUGGUGGCUGUGUGAGCCUGGCUGUCUGUCUGUCCCUCUCUCUGCCCCCAUACCGAUGUCUGUAUCAGCUCACGGUGAGCAGAGGGGCACUUUGUGCCUUGGGCUGCUGGCCUUUCCACCCAGACCUCUCUCCCAGGUGCUGCCAUCUGUGCCACAGCACGAUGGGGCCUCACAUCCACUUGCAUGGCACAAAGCAAAGGUGCACAGCCAUCAGCUGCUCUGCACCCGGUCCUGACCCGCAGGGAUCCUCCCAGCCCGCCUCCUCCAGGGCCAGCAUCCUCAUUUUGUUUUGUAGGAAGCUGCCCUAUGCCCACUGUGCUUUGCCCCAUAGCAGCACUACGAUGGGUGCCCUGCUCUGUGGGGCUCAGCACUGUGCCCCAUAGCAGCGCUUUGCUGGGUGCCCCGCUCCAUAGAGCUCAGCUCUGUGCCCCAUAGCUGCCCUAUGCCGGGAGCUCUGCUCCGUGGGGCUCAGCUCUGUGCCCCAUAGCUGCCCUAUGCUGGGUGCUCUGCUCCAUAGAGCUCAGCUCUGUGCCCCAUAGCUGCCCUAUGCUGGGUGCUCUGCUCCGUGGGGCUCAGCUCUGUGCCCCAUAGCUGCCCUAUGCUGGAUGCUCUGCUCCAUGGGGCUCAGCUCUGUGCCCCAUAGCAGCACUUUGCUGGGUGCUCUGCUCCGUGGGGCUCAGCUCUGUGCCCCAUAGCUGCCCUACGCUGUGUGCUUUGCUCCGUGGGCCUCAGCCCCUUCUGCCAUCCACCCUCCAUGUGCACACUGUCCUCCCCACUGCCUUGUGGCUCUCACUGCACAACUUCCCUCCCACUUAGGACUUCUCUUAGGGCAGCGGUUUCAGCUCUGCUCUCCCCGCAGCAGCACCACCCCGUACCCCUUUGCCACCCCUGGGGCGGGGCGGUGGGCGCACAGCUCCGUGUUACGCUGACUCUCUCCCAUCCCUCCGCAGCUCGCCGGGCGCUGGGAGGACCCUCUCUGCAGGAUGUUCUCUCCACCAAAGAUCUCCUCGUGACCGGUGACGAUGACCAUCCCGGCAGCACCUCGGGAAGCACCGACGUUGCAGUAGCCCGGCUCGUCCCCCCGCCGCACACCGGGAUGCUGCACUGACCGAGGGCAGCCCCGCUUCUUUUCUCCUCUCCCCCUCAACUUUCAGCAGCUCUGGGAUUUGUAUGGCAGCAGCGUAACCGUGGAGAGGCCGGGGUAUCACAAACUUAUGGAUUUUGAUAAGAGAGGAGGGAAAGGGGAGCUGGAGGAAGGUAAAAGGAUGUCCAAGACGGGUGGAGGAAGGAGCAGCCAUGGAAGUCGGAGCGCCGGAACCAACUCGGGAGUCUUAAUGGUGGGUCCCAACUUCCGCGUCGGAAAGAAGAUCGGAUGCGGCAAUUUCGGGGAGCUCCGCCUAGGGAAGAACCUCUACACCAACGAAUACGUAGCGAUCAAAUUGGAGCCCAUCAAGUCUCGGGCCCCACAGCUGCACCUGGAAUACCGCUUCUACAAGCAGCUCGGCAAUGCAGAAGGAAUUCCUCAGGUUUACUACUUCGGCCCCUGCGGGAAGUACAACGCCAUGGUGCUGGAGCUGCUGGGCCCCAGCCUGGAGGAUCUCUUUGAUCUGUGCGACCGCACCUUCACCCUCAAAACCGUCCUGAUGAUCGCCAUCCAGCUGAUCACACGGAUGGAGUACGUCCACACCAAAAGCCUCAUCUACAGAGACGUCAAACCGGAGAACUUCCUGGUGGGGCGGCCGGGCAGCAAACGGCAGCACACCAUCCACAUCAUUGAUUUCGGCCUGGCCAAAGAGUACAUCGACCCCGAGACCAAAAAACACAUCCCCUACAGAGAGCACAAGAGCCUGACGGGGACGGCGCGUUACAUGAGCAUCAACACCCACCUUGGGAAGGAACAAAGCCGCAGGGACGACCUGGAAGCGUUAGGCCAUAUGUUUAUGUACUUCCUCCGUGGGAGCCUUCCCUGGCAGGGCCUGAAGGCGGACACACUAAAGGAGAGGUAUCAGAAGAUCGGUGACACCAAGCGAGCCACGCCGGUGGAGGUGCUGUGUGAGAACUUCCCAGAGGAGAUGGCCACAUACCUGCGCUACGUGCGGCGCUUGGACUUCUUUGAGAAGCCGGACUACGAUUACCUGCGAAAGCUCUUCACGGAUCUGUUUGAGAGGAAUGGUUUUGUGUUCGACUACGAAUACGACUGGGCUGGGAAACCACUGCCCACCCCCAUCGGCACGAUGCACAGCGAGGUGCAGGUGCAGCCCCCGAGCAGAGACAAAGCACAGCCACACACCAAACACCAGGUGAGCAGCAGCACGGCCUUCCCCAGCACCUCCUGCUCCCCACAGCCCUGGGGCUGGGGCUGCGUCCUGGUGGCUGACUGGUCGCUGUGGGUGGGAGGGAGCAGCUGGGACCUGGGACUGCCUGCGGGCUGCAGUGCUGAUGGAUGGCAGCGCGGUGCGGUGCUGGGGAUGACGACCGGUGUGAUUUGCUGAUGUGGUUGUGGUCACUUG